AUGGAGGUGGGUUAUUACGGUAUGCCAUUGGGUUUUCGGUUUCAUCCUACUGAUCAAGAAUUGGUCAGUUCCUAUCUUCGCGAUAGAGCCCUCUCCGGAAAGCCCUUGGGCAAGCCGUUUAUUCAAGAGUUCAAUCUCUUCGGACAAACACCACCGUGGGUGGUUUGGGAGCAGUUCGGCGGAGAUUCCCUACUCGAUCAGGACUUGUUCUUCUUCUACGAGCUGCGUUCUAGAAGUGACAGCGAUAGCCGCAGCAAACGCCAGAUUGAAGCCGGAGGCACUUGGAGCGAAACAUCCUCCGACAAAGUUUUAGGUUUGGACGGAAUUCCAAUCGGGGAUAAAGGGCAUUUCAGGUAUAACAACAAGGGUUCUAAUAACAAUGGCGGCUGGCUGUUAGAAGAAUACAGUCUUCUUCCUAAUGUAGUUGCUGGCCCAAAGGUCGUUCUUUCCCGACUCAAAAGGAAUCUGAGGUCUAGGUGUGGAAGCAAGAUGAAUUCCUCAAGUCCAACUCACGACUUCAAUGAGAAGCCACCGAUUAAGAGGGCUAGAAAAGAAGUAUCGAAUGAGAAGCCGCUGAUUAAGAGAAAGAGAGCAAGAAAAGAACCGGGUUCACAAAAACAUUCUAAUGUGAAUGUGAUCACCAAUACCCCUGCUGUUGUGCCUUUUGUUGGAAUUGAAAGCAAUAUGAUUACUGACACUAGGUAUGAUGAUCAGGAGUGCAUAACCAACAUUAACGGCAAUAUGAAGCCGACUGAUUUUUCUGAUCCGGAUAGUGUGAUAUUGAUGAGUGAUGUUCCUUCUUAUCCCAUAUGCUUGGACAGCGACACUAGCAAUCACGACCAGGGGUGCAUAAGCUACAUUAAUGGAAAUGUGAUGCCCUUUCCCACUCAUAUUUCAGAUCAUGAAUAUGUGCCACUGAUGAGUGAUGUUCCUUCUUCUCCGAUAUUCUUGGGCGGCAGGGAAUAUCCUUUAGAUGGUGAAGCAGUGCGUGCAGACAUUAAAGAAUGGUUGACAACGCUUGAAGGUAAAUUGCCCCAGGAGUGGCCUCAAAUUGACGAAUUCAGCCAACUGUUAGAUGGGUUCAAUUACUGGACAGACUGUUUGUGGAUGAGCAAUUCUCUGAAUGAUCAAUAGAGGGACGUAGAGGUGACAGCAGCUGUCUAAUUUCCAUGGCGUGCAUAUAGAAGCACAUUCUUUAUUUCUCUAACUCCGCCUGUGUAAGUUUAUCUUACGCUGCCGGUCCCAAGCCCGGAUAAAGGAGGAGGGGGAGGGCGUCAGGUAGUCAAUAACCAGCACUUCGUUUUCACAUUGAUUCCCUGUGAGUUCUUUAAUUUCUCUGCUCAACAGGAUGGUCGUGAUUCUAAAAAAAUGAAGCACUUUAUUCUUUCUUUACAAAUUGCAUCUCUUUGAGUACGAGGUAGGAUGCGGAGCUCACAUGCUGUUUCCUGUGUACUUGCAGUUCUUUUGGUGUAGAUUUCUUCAUCAUGUGGGACUAGUUUUUGAAGCUACUGUCUCUUAGGUUUUCAGUUUCGGUAGCUGUUGAUGUUUCUGAUAUUAUGUAUGUCGCAUUUGUGAGAGCAUGACAAUCCUCACAGCCCAUAGUUGACUGUCAUUUUGAUCAUUUGAAAGAAAUGCCUUCAAUUGCAUUUCUGAUGUGUCUGCUUUAUUUUUAUGUUUGUUAUCGUUUGGCAUGCAUAGAGACACACUAAGAUGAACAAGUAAUAUAAAUUAUCUUAAUAUUCAAAUUUUGCAAGGGGUCAUCAAUUUCCUGUUUUCCACGUCAGGUAUUAAGAGAGUACACGAUGAUGGUGAACAUGGCACUCAUAGGUCGUGAUUUUAGAUUGCAGAAAAGUCUGUCUUUGUCGAAUUGAACAAGGCUUUCUUCUAUGUUUUAUACUCUUGUUUCUUAUUCGACAUUAUUGACCUUCAAAUUUAUUUACAGUCAAGAAGUAUAUAUUGCAAGGAGGGCCAAUGCACCUACCUUUUUCUGUUCCUCCCUCCAAUAGUAUCUUAUCUGCAGGCAAGAGUUCUUCAAAGUGUUGAUUGUGGUUUUGCAGUUUGUUAGGCGUCUGCCCUGCUGCACUGCAGGGUCAGAUAGAGAGGUAGUGAGAGAAAACAUGAUGAUGAUCUUUGAGAUUUGAUUUGGAGGCCGGGUACAGAUUCAAGGUCAGAUUGGUUUCUGUCUGAUUUUCCCAGCCCAUCUUACAGAAGUAGUUGCUGGGGUUAUAACUUUCAGUCAUCUAAUUCUGGUGUGAUUUUGCAUUAGGACAUGCUUCUGAAGCUGAAGAU
Messenger RNA from Pyrus x bretschneideri (Chinese white pear), 2289 nucleotides. Its product is annotated as NAC domain-containing protein 41-like. Gene Ontology annotation, molecular function: DNA binding. The transcript has 3 exons. Bases 1 to 1134 code for a protein of 377 amino acids. Gene Ontology annotation, biological process: regulation of DNA-templated transcription; system development. The record is from RefSeq and is a predicted model, not a curated record. Lineage: Eukaryota; Viridiplantae; Streptophyta; Magnoliopsida; Rosales; Rosaceae.